AUGCAACACGAGGUUAUCGUGGCCAGCACUCAUGAUCAUUCUCUUGUCUUUGACGUAGCUGGUGGACCUUCUCUGCGCAAUUUCAGACCCCUCGUUGCGCUUUCGACGCAGCAACAGCAACAUCAAGAACAGCAUCGUCAAGCCAGCUCAAGCUCGGCAGAAGCCUCAAAGACAGCCAGCUUCGCUGUCACACAGACGGCGACAAUUUGUGCUGCUCGAGAUGGGAACGAGACGACUUUGCUACAAGUCCAAGCCGGCAAGGGACUCAUCGGUGCAUGGUCAUUUCGAAAAGAUCUGGCAACGUACAAAUAUGCUACACCCUUUCGAUUCGUCUCACUUGCGAUCUCGCCGUCUGGACGAUUUCUGGCUGCUGGAGCGGAAGAUGGGCAGCUCUUUCUUUGGGAGACCGCGUCCGGUCGAUUGCUCAGCACGAUAGCUGCACACUUCCGAGCGCUCACAGCGCUCGUCUGGACAGACGACGAGGCUGCGCUCGUCUCAGGGGGCGCGGAUGCUGCUCUCCAUGUAUGGUCACUAGCCAGUCUUGCGAGCCCGCCAGAGGCAUCGGGCGGUAGAUCAAUCGGCGACAGAACGCCCUACUGUUCUCUCAAUGAUCACACGCUGCCAAUUCUCGACCUACACGCAAGUAGCGGACGGUUCCCGCGUUUGCGAAUUUACUCUGCUGCAGCAGACAAUACUAUCAAGGUCUGGGAUCUGAGCUUGCCGCUGGCGCCACUGCUGCACACCCUUGCCGUCGAACGCAGCACAGGUCAGCUGCACAGCAUAGCCAUCGAGCCUUCGGAGCGAUUUUCUUAUGCCGCUUGCCAUGAUGCACCCGUGACGAAGCGACCAGCAGCAGCGGCGUCAGUCGACAAGGCAGAGGGCUCUUCAGUCGUCAGGCUGGCCUUGCAUCCCUCGGACAGUAACAUGACAGGGGAGACGCGAUGGCAAACCAAACAUAAGAUAUCUGCGCUGCGCUUGAGUGACCAUUCGCUGCAUCUCUUCGUCGGCACAGAAGCUGGCACGAUCGAGAUCAUCGCGCUCCCGUCCUUGCAAACGUUGCGCAGUCUUUUCCUCAAUAGCACAGGGUCCAGCACAGCUGCGCCUGUCCUCAGCCUGCAUUCUCUCGUUCGUCCGCUAGAUCUGCAGACGAUGGGCAGAGCCGACGGCGCCGCUGGCAAACUACUUACGUGCGGCUUGUCGCCGACUUUGCAAACGGUGCUAGCGCUCCCCCAGCCUCGCGCCGCUCACGGCCAGAGAUUGCCAGUCGAAUGUGUACCCAUGCGAAUGCCGGCGCAAGUCGACGCGUCUGCUCUGAUUGGACUGACCGCGCGGCCGGCGACAAAGUUGGUUCACGCAGCGGCGUCAACAAACGGCACGGUUAUCGGAACGAGCACGCGAGCUUUGCAGACAGAGAACGAGACUCUUCGAAACAUGCUGGCCCGAGCAGAGGCCAUCAAUAUUGCGAUCUGCUGGUGGGUAUCCGAGCUCUGUCUCGAGAUGAGCAGACAGAGUUGCGUCACAUGGUUACAGAUCGUAAGAUAG
Molecule: messenger RNA, 1542 nt
Organism: Mixia osmundae IAM 14324
Lineage: Eukaryota; Fungi; Basidiomycota; Mixiomycetes; Mixiales; Mixiaceae
Exons: 8
Coding region: 1-1542 (513 amino acids)
Biological process (GO): rRNA processing; DNA-templated DNA replication
Cellular component (GO): nuclear pre-replicative complex
Molecular function (GO): protein binding
Source: RefSeq, a predicted model, not a curated record